Haemonchus placei is the source of this 327-nucleotide messenger RNA. The record is from the annotation of a GenBank genome assembly. NCBI's taxonomy places the organism in Eukaryota, Metazoa, Nematoda, Chromadorea, Rhabditida, Trichostrongylidae.
AUGCAUUCAAAUAGCAUCUACGAUCUUGAAUGGAAGGCGAAUGCGGGGCGCAUCCCAAGAAAGAGGGUAAUUAACGCCAAACGUUUCAUUUUUAGUCAUAAGGAGAAGACAUCAGGGAAAAACGUUUAUCGGGCUUCGUUAUUUUUUUUNNNNGAAGCACAGGCAAAGUUACAAGCUCAAUUGGAUAGUUCACAAGUUUCCAAGGAGGAAAUCGAAUCCAGUCAAGUAGGAGUGUCCGCUAAUACACCGGAAAAGAGACAACGACCCAAUUUCGGCUUCCACCUGUACCCAUCAAGUACCGUUCGUGAGAGCAAACGGGAGAGCUGA